CUCUUACUUACACGAGCACCCCCCUACUCACAUUGCACUCCAGCUCAUCCCUCAUACCUGUGCUAUUACCUGUGCUCACUGCUCUUACAUCGCGCCUCCCCUUUCUCUACACCACUCACACAGACACCAUGGGUUCUGUUCCUGUCGCCAACGUCCCCCGCAUCGACGUCUCUCCCCUCUUCGGAGACGACAAGGAGGCAAAGCUCCGCGUGGCAAAGGCCAUCGACGCCGCCUCGCGGGACACGGGUUUCUUCUACGCCGUCCACCACGGCGUCGACCUCCCACGGCUCUCCCAUGAGACGGCCAAGUUCCACCGAACCAUCACCGACGACGAAAAAUGGGAACUGGCCAUCCGCGCCUACAACAAGGAGCACCAGUCGCAAAUCCGCUCCGGCUACUACCUGCCCAUUCCGGGCAAGAAGGCGGUCGAGUCCUUCUGCUACCUCAACCCCUCGUUCACCCCGGACCACCCCCGCAUCGCCCACCCGACGCCCAUGCACGAGGUCAACGUGUGGCCCGACGAGGAGAAGCACCCCGGGUUCCGCGCCUUCGCCGAGAAGUACUACUGGGACGUCUUCGGCGUCUCGGAGGCCCUGCUGCGCGGGUACGCCCUCGCGCUGGGCCAGCAGGAGGACCUGUUCACGCGCCACUUCCGCCGGGACACCACGCUCUCCUCGGUCGUGCUGAUCCGCUACCCGUACCUGGAGGACUACCCCGCGCCGGCCAUCAAGACGGCCGACGACGGCACCAAGCUCAGCUUCGAGUGGCACGAGGACGUCUCGCUCAUCACGGUGCUGUACCAGUCCGACGUGCAGAACCUGCAGGUCAAGACGCCGCAGGGGUGGCUCGACAUCGAGGCCGACGACUCGGGCUUCCUGGUCAACUGCGGGAGCUACAUGGCCCACAUCACCAACGACUACUACCCGGCGCCCAUCCACCGCGUCAAAUGGGUCAAUGCCGAGCGCCAAUCGUUGCCCUUUUUCGUCAAUCUCGGCUGGGAGGAUACCGUCCACCCCUGGAACCCCGCCGGCGAAGAAGGCGGUAAGAAGGAGGAGGAAGCGAGAGAGAGCGUUUCAUAUGGCGACUAUCUGCAAGGUGGCUUGGCGGGUCUGAUCAAGAAGAAUGGACAGACGUAGUGUAAGGUUACACUGUAAGUGGGACGCCGGCAUAUCUUGAGCUCCACAGAUCGACGACUAGGGGUGAAGAUUCGUAUGCCG
This is a messenger RNA of Sodiomyces alkalinus F11, 1217 nucleotides long. RefSeq names its product isopenicillin N synthase. The record is from RefSeq and is a predicted model, not a curated record. The coding region runs from base 129 to 1136 and encodes 335 amino acids. Gene Ontology annotation, biological process: biosynthetic process. The transcript has a single exon. Gene Ontology annotation, molecular function: dioxygenase activity; iron ion binding. Lineage: Eukaryota; Fungi; Ascomycota; Sordariomycetes; Glomerellales; Plectosphaerellaceae.